CCGCCCGUCAUCACACCCACACAGGCACGCACGCACGCACGCACUCGCGAUUUGCACCACGAAGUCGCCAGUGCCGCCGAGAGAGAGACCGUCCACUCCGCCGCGGCCCGCUUCCACGAGAUCCGCCACACCGCUGCCGAGAUCCAUUACGCCGCAGCCGCCGAGCACCACCGCUACUUCAGAGGCGGGGGAGGCGGAGCCCGGCACCACUACCGCAGAACAGAGAGGGGAGCAGAAAAAUCCAAUCCGCCUUCCCCAUCCCCUCGUUUUCUUCGCCGGGCCGGCGGCAAGGUGCGCACCCCCACCCCAACCUCUCGCAAUCCAUCGUACAAUGGCGGCGCCCGUGUCCGCCCUGGAGUCCGCUUGGCAGCUGGUGACCGCCAACUUCACCGAGUUCCAGCUCGCCACCGUCAUCACCUUCCUGAUCCACGAGACCGUCUUCUUCCUCUCCGGCCUCCCCUCCCUCCUCUUCGAGCGAUUCGGCCUCUUCGCCAAGUACAAGAUCCAGAAGAAGAGCAACACCUCUGCUUAUCAAAACAGAUGUGUCCUGCGUCUCAUUCUCUACCAUGUCUGUGUGAACUUGCCUGUCAUGAUUUUCUCCUACCCUGCCUUCAAAUUCAUGGGCCUUAGGAGCUCUCUUCCUCUGCCACACUGGACUGUUGUUGUAUCUCAAGUUCUUUUCUAUUUUGUACUCGAGGAUUUUAUAUUCUAUUGGGGGCACCGGGCACUGCACACCAAAUGGCUAUACAAGCAUGUCCACAGUGUCCACCACGAAUAUGCUACACCCUUUGGGUUAACUUCUGAAUAUGCCCACCCUGCUGAAAUUUUGUUCCUGGGAUUUGCCACGGUUGUUGGUCCUGCUCUUACUGGCCCUCAUUUGUUCACCCUAUGGCUUUGGAUGGUGCUGAGGGUAUUGGAGACAGUUGAAGCUCACAGUGGCUACCACUUCCCAUGGAGCCCAUCAAAUUUCCUGCCACUGUAUGGUGGCUCGGACUUCCAUGACUACCAUCACCGUGUGCUGUACACCAAGUCAGGGAACUAUGCCUCGACUUUUGUUUACAUGGACUGGUUGUUUGGGACGGACAAGGAUUACCGCAAGGCAAAGGCCGUUGAGGAGAAGGAAGGGAAGAACCUGUAAAUUGCGAGAGCUGCUGCAGCGCUGGUAGCUGGACACCAUCCAGAGAAUUUGCUGAUUGGGACUGCAUAUAUGUGUGUACGGCUAGCCUGUUGAAUCAAAUUACCAUCACGUACAGUACAAUUAAAGUGGUAUGCAUGGCCACUGUGCAGCAACUCUCCGUUUAUAAUUGCGUGCUUGAUCCUUCUUAUAAUUAACUCAAACUGCUUCAAUUUGUUUGCUGCUAGUUCUUCUGCAUAUAAUGUUAAUGUCACUUGUUCCAAGCAGGCAUCUUUGUCAGACCUAGUUAUGGUACAUGUGUAUCUGAUAAAUGUACUGGUCUACUGGGCUUGGCAGAGAAACAAUGUGUUGCAGAACCCAUCCAUUCAAAGAGUAUUGAUUUUGUACA
Molecule: messenger RNA, 1523 nt
Organism: Setaria italica (foxtail millet)
Lineage: Eukaryota; Viridiplantae; Streptophyta; Magnoliopsida; Poales; Poaceae
Product: methylsterol monooxygenase 2-1
Exons: 7
Coding region: 332-1138 (268 amino acids)
Biological process (GO): sterol biosynthetic process; 4-alpha-methyl-delta7-sterol oxidation
Molecular function (GO): C-4 methylsterol oxidase activity; iron ion binding
Source: RefSeq, a predicted model, not a curated record